UAUAAAAGAAGUCUAAUUCCUUAUCUUGAUCAUCAGAUAAUUACAUUGUCUGAUUUAGAAUGUGAUUACAUUAAUGCUAGAUCAUGUUGCUCGAAAUUAAACAAGUGGGUGAUUCCGGAAUUGAUUGGCCACACCAUCGUCACCGUGUUAAUGCUCAUAUCACUGCACUGGUUCAUAUUCCUUCUCAACUUGCCAGUUGCUACUUGGAAUAUAUAUCGGUUCAUUAUGGUGCCAAGUGGUAACAUGGGAGUGUUCGAUCCAACAGAAAUACACAAUCGAGGGCAGCUGAAGUCACACAUGAAAGAAGCCAUGAUCAAGCUUGGUUUCCACUUGCUCUGUUUUUUCAUGUAUCUUUAUAGUAUGAUUUUAGCUUUGAUAAAUGACUGAAACUGGAGAAGCCGUGUUUGAAGUCACUACAGCGCGCAGUUGAGGACCCAGAGACUCCUUCAAUCAUCUUUAGAACCAUAACCAUAGCAGUAUAUUUUUUCCUCUUUGAACAAAAAAAGUAUUUUUGCUGUAUUUUUACCAUAUAAAGUAUUUAAAAAACAUGACUUGAGUUUUUGUAGAUUUCUGGUUCUCAACUUUAGCCUGAACCACAACCUGUGAGGGCGUCUCUCAUCAUCUGUAUGCUGAAGACAGUUUGUCACUGGUGUGUAGGAGCAGGCUUGCCGUUCCAGCCCUGUGUGCCUGAGAAGCGAAGGACGCACUGUAAAUAAGGGAAAACUUAGGGGAUGAGCAGAGCUGCUCCUCAAGCCGAGUACACAACUACACUGCUGACCUGAGCAGAGGGAGAAAGUAACCUUUUGCCUAUAUUGUGGCAGCUUCAUGUAUUUCACAUAAAGAUUUAUGGGACUGUCAGCUACAAGUCUUUUCAUGAGAAUGUUAACAGAAAAUGACAUUUCAAAAAUUAUAUAUUUCCUUGCAGAAUUUGUGAAACAUAAGCCAUUUGCCCAGGUACAAUGUAACUCCUGCUUAUAGAAAGGAAAAUAAAUUUUUUUUAAAAACCCAAA
Molecule: messenger RNA, 1010 nt
Organism: Hipposideros armiger (great roundleaf bat)
Lineage: Eukaryota; Metazoa; Chordata; Mammalia; Chiroptera; Hipposideridae
Gene: CNIH4
Product: cornichon family member 4
Exons: 4
Coding region: 151-387 (78 amino acids)
Biological process (GO): vesicle-mediated transport
Source: RefSeq, a predicted model, not a curated record